Messenger RNA from Ostreococcus lucimarinus CCE9901, 1674 nucleotides. RefSeq lists its product with no specific name. The transcript has a single exon. NCBI's taxonomy places the organism in Eukaryota, Viridiplantae, Chlorophyta, Mamiellophyceae, Mamiellales, Bathycoccaceae. Gene Ontology annotation, molecular function: ATP binding; ATP hydrolysis activity. Bases 1 to 1674 code for a protein of 557 amino acids. The record is from RefSeq and is a predicted model, not a curated record.
AUGUCUACUGGUGUGUUGGCGUCUCGUCCCACCGCACGUGAUAUCAAGAUUAUCAACUUCUCCAUGGGUAUGGGUGGUCGCGAGCUCAUCAAAGACUGCGACAUCGAAAUCACAAUCGGAAGAAGAUACGGUUUACUCGGUCAGAAUGGCUGCGGUAAAACAAACUUUCUCGAGUGCUUGGCUCGCCGAGAAGUCCCAAUCCCGGAUCACAUUGAUUUGUAUCACUUGCGUGAAGAAGCUCUUCCGAGCGAACGAUCGGCGAUUCAAACCGUCAUCGAUGAAGUUCAAGCUGAGAUGGAACGUCUUAACAAGUUUGAACUGCACAUUCUCGAAACUACCGGCCCAGAUGACGAACGUUUGGAGCUUAUUUACGACCGACUAGAAGAGAUCGAUCCUACUACGUUCGAAGCGCGUGCAUCUGAGCUUUUGCACUCUCUCGGUUUCUCCCAAACCAUGAUUCAUCGCCCAACGGCGGACAUGUCUGGCGGCUGGCGGAUGCGUGUCGCGCUUGCCAAGGCGUUGUUUGCCCAGCCCACUCUUUUGCUGUUGGACGAGCCAACGAAUCACUUGGAUCUCGAAGCGUGCGUGUGGCUCGAACACUACUUGGGACAGUACAAAAAGUGUCUCAUAAUCGUUUCUCACUCGCAAGAUUUCUUGAAUGGCGUCUGUACGCACAUCAUUUGGUUGACGCAGCAAAAGCUUACAUACUACACCGGUAACUACGAUACAUUCCAGAAAACCGUGAACGAGAACAACAUCGUGCAGCAAAAGAAGUACGAAAAGGAGCAAGCUGACAUCGCGCACUUGCAAGAAUUCAUCCGCUCGUGUGGUACGUACUCGAACAUGCGCAAACAAGCCGAAUCGAAGCAAAAAAUUAUCGACAAGAUGAUGGCCGCAGGUCUCACACCGCCGGUCGCCAAAGAGCACGAUUUCAAGUUCGACUUCCCCGAGUGUCAAAAAGUUCCGCCUCCCGUGCUUCCGUUCGCGAACGUGUCGUUCUCGUACAAUGGUAAGAAGGAGGACUACUUGUACGAAGGGUUGGAGCUCGGCGUCGAUUGCGACAGUCGUAUUGCGUUGGUGGGCCCGAAUGGUGCCGGUAAAUCCACUCUUUUAAAGCUCAUGACUGGCGAACUUUCGCCGAGUGUGGGUACGGUCGAUAGACACCCGGGUCUGAGCAUCGGUAAGUAUCAUCAGCACUCAGUCGAUGUGCUUAACAAGGCGAUGACCCCGCUGGAAUUUUUCAUGGCUGAAUAUCCCAAUAACCUCAAAUUCAAGCGUGAGAUGGAAGAGUGGCGUGCAUACUUGGGGCGCUACGGCGUCAGCGGGCGCAUGCAAACGCAGAAAAUUGGCGAGUUGUCGGAAGGUCAACAGUCCCGUCUCGUGUUUGCCAUGAUUUGCAUGCAGCGUCCGAACUUGUUGCUUCUCGAUGAGCCGACGAAUCACUUGGAUUUGGAAGCGAUCGAUGCGCUCGCAGAAGCCAUCAAGCGAUACAACGGUGGGCUGGUGCUCGUGUCGCACGAUUUCCGUCUCAUCGACCAGGUCGCGGACAAGAUUUGGGUGUGCGAGAACAAAACGGUGCGCGAUUGGAAAACGGAUAUCAGAAUGUACAAGAAGCACUUGAGCGACAAGGCGGAUCGCGAAGCGCGCGAGCGCAAGGCCAAGGUUCGCAAAUAG